Messenger RNA from Oreochromis niloticus (Nile tilapia), 1590 nucleotides. RefSeq lists its product as uncharacterized. The record is from RefSeq and is a predicted model, not a curated record. The transcript is spliced from 11 exons. Gene Ontology annotation, molecular function: serine-type endopeptidase activity. Gene Ontology annotation, cellular component: plasma membrane. Lineage: Eukaryota; Metazoa; Chordata; Actinopteri; Cichliformes; Cichlidae. Gene Ontology annotation, biological process: zymogen activation. The coding region runs from base 7 to 1590 and encodes 527 amino acids.
UCAGUCAUGGACGGCAGAGAGAAGAGAGCGCUUCACUUCUUGAUCUUCGCUGCUUAUCUCGUGGUCUCAUCUUCACCUUCUGCAGGUCUGAUCAGAUUAGCUGGAUCUGGGUCCACUCAGUGCUCUGGAAGAGUUGAAAUCUAUAACUGUAACUCUUACUCUUACCCUUACUAUUCCUGGGGAACAGUGUGUGAUUACGACUGGGACUUACAAGAUGCUGAGGUGGUCUGUAGAGAGCAGAGCUGUGGGAUAGCUCUGGAGGCUCUUGGGUCUGCUUACUUUGGUCAAGGUACAGGAACUUUCUUGCACAGUAAUGUGGACUGUUCAGGAAGUGAAACUUCUCUAGACAAUUGUAGGUACAGCAGCUAUAUUAGUUAUUCCUGUCACCAUGGUCGGGAUGCUGGCGUCGUCUGUUCAGUAAGCAACCCAGAGCCCACCAUCUCCUUGUACAGUAAUGAGGUCACCUGGGGUCAGGACGUCAGCAUCACUUGCUCAGUCUCAGAAAAGUUCUCAGGUGGAACUUUUAUCCUCCAGAAGACUUCAGGCUCAUUCAGUCAGAGUCAAACAUCCUCUACGAGCUCUGUUACAUUCAAUCUUCACAAUGUGAACUUUGAUCAUGAUGGACUGUACCAGUGUCAGUACAUGAAAACAAGUCAAAGGUUCAGCUCUUCCUCUGUCAGACUCUCUGUUACUGUGAGUUUUCCAAAACCUCGUAUUUCCAUUUGCCCUGUUGGUGAGGUGACCUGGGGUCAGACUGUUGAAAUCACAUGUUCAGUCUCAACUCAGGUUUUAGGUGGAUCGUUCACUCUGAGUCAAAUUCAGGGUUCAUUCACGAGGAGCCAAACCUCCAACACAAACUCUGCUACCUUCAGUAUUCCUAAUGUGGACUUUGAUAACGAGGGAUUGUACCAGUGUCAGUAUAAUAAAAGAGGCUCAAGUCGUGAAUUCAGCUCCCCAUUAAGUGAUUCGGUCAGACUCUCUGUUGCUGUGAGACUGCAGACACCCAGCAUCUCCCUGACCUCUCCUAGUGCAGGUCUGGGCUGGGGUCCUGAAGAACGUAAUCAGUGCCGGGGGAGGUUAUGGUCAACGCGAAACCCAAACAAACAAAAAACGCUUCAAGCGGAAGCCAGAAAGAAUCCUGACCGUCUGACGACGAAAGAAAAGUGGAUGUCACUGAGCAACAACAACAAGACGGGAAACAUCUUUUUCUCCCCGUUCAGCAUCUCUUCAGCCCUGGCUAUGGUGAUGCUGGGGGCCAGAGGCAACACAGCCACACAGAUGUCAGAGGGUUCAUGUGACCAAUCAUUGCCAGAGGCUCCAUUUACCUUCAGUGUUGCUAACAGACUGUACAGAGAGAAGUCCUGCCCCUUUACUCAGGAAUUCUUAAUACAAAGCAAGAAACAUUACAGCACAGAGCUGGAGUCUGUGGACUUCAAGACCAGGUCUGAAGAGGUCAGGAUUGAUGUCAACAACUGGGUGCAGCAACACACACCAGCAGGUAACAUCACAGAGGUGGUGGAUGAAGAUGAUUUGAAUGAACUGACCAGGCUGGUGUUUCACUGCCACCCACUUCAGAGGCAGCUGGAUUAA